AAAUAAACAGGCUCUCUAGUUUUCUUCCAAUAAGUAGAGGUAUCAUUGAAUUGGAAAAACAUAAAAAUGGAUCGAGGAGUAAUUUUAGCUUUAACUCUAUGCCUCUUUGGCGUAAGCGUCUACGGUGAAGAUCCUUACAUUUACUACACAUGGAAUGUUACCUACGGUACCAUUUCACCUCUUGGGGCACCCCAACAGGGUAUCCUUAUCAACGGUCAAUUCCCAGGACCUGAAAUCAACAGCACCAGUAACAACAACGUUGUGAUCAAUGUUUUCAACCACCUUGACGAACCAUUGCUUUUCACAUGGCACGGUGUUCAACAAAGGAAGAAUUCAUGGCAAGAAGGUACCCCUGGUACUGCAUGCCCAAUCCUUCCAGGUACAAAUUACACUUAUCACUUCCAAGUGAAGGAUCAAAUUGGAAGUUACUUUUACUACCCCACAACAGGUCUUCAAAGAGCCGCUGGUGGUUUCGGUGGUCUUAGAAUCUUCAGUCGUUUAUUGAUCCCUGUUCCAUACCCUGAUCCCGAGGAUGAAUACUGGGUUAUCAUCGGUGAUUGGUAUAACAAGGGUCACAAAACUCUUAAAAUGAUGUUGGACAGUGGUCGUUCAAUUGGAAGACCUGACGGCGUUAUCAUGAACGGUAAAGCAACUAACGAAGAGCCACUUUACACAAUGAAGCCAGGUAAAACUUACAAAUACAGAAUCUGUAACGUUGGUCUUAAGGACGCACUUAACUUCAGAUUCCAAGGACAUGCUAUGAAGUUGGUUGAAACUGAAGGCUCACACGUUGUUCAAAGCUUCUACGAUUCACUCGACGUUCACGUUGGACAGUGUUACACUGUUCUCGUUACAGCUGAUAAAGACCCUAAGGAUUAUUACAUGGUUGCUUCCACUCGUUUCACCAAGUACACUCACACCGCUACCGGUAUUAUUCGUUACACUAACGGUGCGGGCCCCGCUUCAAACGUUCUUCCACCUGCACCUGUGGGUUGGGCUUGGUCUCUUAACCAAUUCCGUUCUUUCCGUUGGAAUUUAACCGCCAGUGCUGCAAGGCCUAACCCACAGGGAUCUUACCAUUACGGUCAGAUCAACAUCACUAGGACCAUUAAGUUGGUUAACUCCGUAGCCAAAGUUGACGGUAAACUCCGUUACGCUAUUAACGGUGUUUCCCACGUGGAUGGUGAAACUCCUUUGAAGCUUGCUGAAUACUACGGUGUUGCCGAUAAGGUAUUCAAGUACAACAUAAUCGGAGAUGAACCCCCCGCCGAUCUCACUGCCAUCACUAUCGCACCUAAUGUCAUCAACGCAACUUUCCGUACCUUCAUCGAAGUCAUCCUCGAGAAUUCCGGAAAGUCUAUCCAAUCUUACAAUUUGGAUGGUUACUCUUUCUUCGCCGUCGCUUGUGAGCCAGGAAAGUGGAGCCCAGAGAAGAGGAAGAACUACAACCUUCUUGAUGCAAUAAGCAGACACACAAUCCAAGUGUUCCCAAAAUCAUGGGCUGCAAUAAUGUUGACAUUCGACAAUGCUGGUAUGUGGAACUUGAGAUCAGAGCAAGCUGAGAAUCGUUACUUGGGACAACAACUAUACAUUAGUGUUCUGUCACCAGAACUUUCUUUGAGGGAUGAGUACAAUCUUCCAGAGACACAGAUUGUUUGCGGUAUCGUCAAGAGUUUACCCAAGCCUGCACCAAAAUACUCUUAGAGGAUUCAUUCUUUUCUCUCUAUGCCGUCCUAUUGUUUUCAUUAAUUAAGACACCAAGUCAUAUAUAUUAUAAUACUACUACCAAUAAUAUUAUGUAAUGUAAUCAACCCUGUUCUCAGUUCAAUUAUUCAAUUUUCCCAUUAAUUAUUAUUAAUAUUUUGCAUUU
This is a messenger RNA of Cicer arietinum (chickpea), 1870 nucleotides long. Its product is annotated as L-ascorbate oxidase homolog. Lineage: Eukaryota; Viridiplantae; Streptophyta; Magnoliopsida; Fabales; Fabaceae. The record is from RefSeq and is a predicted model, not a curated record. Gene Ontology annotation, molecular function: oxidoreductase activity; copper ion binding.